GCCUGUUGAUAGCCCUGCUUAGCAUUUUCCCCAGCCAGCCUCCCCACCUUUUCCCACCUAGCUCCUGCCUCGGGCGAGAAAGGGCGACGAGCGGACAGGCGGGCGGACGCCCUGACAUGCUGAGAGCCCGCUCCCAGAUGGAAGCACUGAUGGACUUUUGAAGAUCAGAAAGGUGGCCUAAGUGUCCAGACCCUGAAUAAGAAGCCAUGGCCCUGCCUUUCCAAAAAGAACUGGAAAAAUACAAGAACAUUGAUGAAGAUGAACUUCUUGGUAAACUCUCAGAAGAGGAACUAAAGCAGUUGGAAAAUGUUCUGGAUGACCUAGAUCCUGAGAGUGCACUCCUACCAGCAGGUUUCCGGCAGAAAGACCAGACCCAGAAAGCAGCCACAGGCCCCUUUGAUCGGGAGCACCUUCUUUCGUAUUUGGAAAAAGAAGCCCUGGAACAUAAAGACAGGGAAGACUUUGUACCCUUCACUGGAGAAAAGAAAGGAAGGAUCUUUAUCCCCAAGGAAAAGCUAACAGAAACUCAUAAAGAAGAAAAAGUGACUCUUGACCCAGAACUGGAAGAAGCUUUAGCUAGUGCCUCUGAUACUGAGCUCUAUGAUCUUGCAGCUGUUCUUGGAGUUCACAAUUUAGUCAAUAAUCCACGGUUUACUGAAGAAGUUGCCAGUAAUGAUAGUGGCAAAAGCCCUCCAAGAAAUGUGGUCAAAGGUGAAAAGGUCAAGCCAAUAUUUGAGGAACCACCCAAUCCCACAAAUGUGGAAGCAAGUUUGCAGCAGCUGAAAGCCAAUGAUCCCAGUCUUCAGGAAGUCAACCUCAACAACAUUAAGAAUAUUCCAAUUCCAACCCUGAGGGAGUUUGCAAAGGCUCUGGAGACCAACAUUCAUGUGAAAAAGUUCAGCCUGGCUGCCACCCGCAGCAAUGACCCUGUUGCAAUUGCUUUCGCAGACAUGUUAAAAGUAAACAAGACACUGAAAAGUCUAAAUAUUGAGUCCAACUUUAUCACUGGAACUGGGAUUCUGGCACUGGUGGACGCCCUGAAAGAAAAUGAAACCCUGACAGAGAUCAAGAUAGACAACCAGAGACAGCAGUUGGGAACAGCUGUAGAAAUGGAAAUUGCCCAGAUGCUUGAGGAGAACUCAAUGAUUCUCAAGUUUGGAUACCAGUUUACAAAGCAAGGGCCAAGAACCAGGGUAGCAGCUGCUAUCACAAAGAAUAAUGAUCUAGUUCGCAAGAAACGAGUAGAAGGUGACCGGCGAUAACCCAACCAUCGGAGAAGUGGAGCUCUGCCUAAGGCAGCUAGCUGUUAAGAUCGCAACCUUAAACUCUUGCCCCAGCGAGACCAUUUUUGCAAAGGUCAUUCAUUUCCGUUAAUUGCUUCCUCUUUAUUCACACCACUAAUGCGUUAACUUUAUUUGGUAUGUGUGUGUGUAACAUUAUUUCUCUCUGAUGAAUAAUGUGCACAUAUUUUUAUUUUCAUCAUGUGUGAUUCUGGCAUGCACAGUGAACAGUGGAUUGAUAUAGACUUUAGUUGAGUGGCAAUCACCAGGAAUGACAUUAACUGCCUUCGUAUAGGAAUUUCUUGCCCAAUUUAUUCAGUGUAACCAACUUGUCACUUCCCAUAGAAGUUCAUUUUUAACCACAAAGAGGAUUUUAGUAUAUAAGGUAUGUUUUUAGGUAUAGUUGUUUUUAUCAAGCCCUAGCUCUGUUUACAUACACUGCUUUGAGUUAGGCUAAUUGUUACAGAGACAUUCUGCUGAUAUAACAAAAGAAAUGUGCCAGUAUUGCCAACCCUAUAUUGGGUGAGAGUAUAGAAGGAUUCCAUGGGACUGGAAAAUUACUGAAAGAAAAUGUCCUACCUAUGGUGGGCCAGUAGUAUCAUCAUCACAUGUGGAGGAGCAUCACUUUACCUUUAACAGCCUUAGGAAAACAACUACAAAGUAUUUACCAGCCCACAAAUAUGUUAUUUACCAGCCAACAGAUCAACAGGUAGUGAAAUUAAUUCAAACUCCCAUCACUAUUUUGUCCAGCAUACAUUAUUUCUUACUGUCAACCAAUGGUAAUGAUUUGAAAGGCUGUUUUAACAUUUUUCAAAAUAGUUUUUAACAUUUUAACAAAAGGUAAAAGCUUGUUGGAGCUCUGCAUUCCUUUUAAAUUCACCAUACUACUGUUCAUUAAGAUUUUCUUUGAACUGCACUUUUGAGAUGCACUGUUUGGACUAAUUAUAAACCUCUGUGGCUUUGUCUACAUGGUGCCAAAACAACAGAAUGAAAAGUGAAAAAAUCAGAUCAGUUCUGUUUUGUCUUCCCAGUACCGAAGAUCCUGCUGUUUGGGAACACACCAGUAUAGACUGGAUUUUUCACUUGUCAUCUAGAUGUUUCCCAUAGUGCAGACAUAGCCUAUGAGAAUACAAGUGACUUAACUGGAUAUUUAAUCUGCAUAAUGUUUUUAACCUAAUCAUUCAGUACUAAAUGAAAGAAAAGCAUGCUACAAGAACAACGGUAGGCAGCCUUGACUAUUGGUGCUACCGAGUGGCAUCUGAGGCAUUCUACAACUCCUCUCCAUGCAUAUUUCUUUUUUUCCUCUUUUCUUUCCUUGUCUCGUAUUUCUUCUAUUUUCCCUCUAACUUUCUUUUUCCUCCUCUUUCCUUCCUUCUUUCCUGAUUUUUCCUUAUCCCCUAACUAAGCCUGGGCCUUGCUGGUAUUACCAGCUGACACACACACAGACCAAAUUCAGAAUUUAAGUUCUGUGGCCAAUUAUUUCUGCCGUGUGGACACAAUUUUUCUCAGUAGCAUUAAAAUAAGUUAAUGAGAAAGUAUAGAUAUGUUGUGUUACAGCUCUUAAUUUGUAGAAUACUGGAUCAACAUUUAGU
This is a messenger RNA of Vombatus ursinus (common wombat), 2872 nucleotides long. RefSeq names its product tropomodulin 2 (gene TMOD2). The record is from RefSeq and is a predicted model, not a curated record. The transcript has 10 exons. Gene Ontology annotation, biological process: myofibril assembly; muscle contraction; pointed-end actin filament capping. Bases 207 to 1262 code for a protein of 351 amino acids. Gene Ontology annotation, cellular component: myofibril; striated muscle thin filament. NCBI's taxonomy places the organism in Eukaryota, Metazoa, Chordata, Mammalia, Diprotodontia, Vombatidae. Gene Ontology annotation, molecular function: tropomyosin binding.